CAUGGUACGAUGCUCCAGAAGAAUGUAGUGCAUUGGAUCUGAGAAUCGAUGGACAUGAUUGAAGUCUGGAUCACUUAAUUACAGAACUUUCAAGGGUACGUUUUGCAUAUUUGCAGUGUGAACUAGAGAAGCUUCAAUCAUGUCAGUUCAUUUCAGAUCCAAAGCACCAUACUGUUUUGGAGCAUUGUAUCAUGUGAUGUGCUGGAGCACAUGAUAUUUUCCCAUGUGCAUAGAGCUCCAUCAAUUCCCCAGUCGAACGCAGCAGGUCUUGUUGGGCGGUCAGGAAUUCAGCUCCCUCCAGGAAUCAAUUCUUGCAGCAAUAUUACUUGUAAACUCAGAAAUCCUUAGAGGAAACAGGUAGAUCUGACUGUAGCAGCGAUGCAUCUCUAAGUGAAAAAGUUAAGAUCCGUCUGGGUUUCCAUCCGUAGCACCAGAUCAGAUCCCGCUGUUGGCAUCGCCGGAGCACCAGAUCAGAUCCCGCUGUUGAAAUUCUCCGCUUUGUUCGGUUAUACCCCUUUCCAUGGGGAUUGGAGGGGAUUUGAAGGGAUUUUGACUUGUAGGGGAUUUAACCCCUUUCAAUCCCUGCCAAACCCCUUCAAAUCCUUGUCAAGAAGGUCCCUGUCGAUAGAGAAGGGAAGGGCCGCGCUGGGUGAUAUACCAUUACUGCUGCAAUGAAUAUACCAUAUCUUCUUUUUAAAAAGGUUACAAAAAAUUUCUCAGAGGAUAGGAUAAUUGGAAGGGGUGGAUUUGGAAAAGUUUACAAGGGAGAACUUGAUAGUGGGGAACUGAUUGCCGUGAAGAUGCUUCAUCCGCUGCAAGGACUUGAUGAAGAUCUAUUUAAAAAUGAAGUUUGUAAUAACCUUUUGAAGGUCGAUCAUCCAAAUGUUAUAGGGCUACUUGGUUAUUGCGAUGAACUACAUUCUGAAUUUGUCGAACACAAGGGUGACAACAUUGCAGCUAAACACGUGUAUCGAGGACUCUGCUUUGAGUACUUUCCAAAUGGAAGCCUACACAAGCAUCUCAGUGAACAAUCUCUUUCAGCUAACUGGAGCACACGUUAUAGCAUUAUAAAAGGGAUUUGUGAAGGUUUAAAUUUCCUUCACGGGUGUAAACCACGAAUUUUUCAUCUUGAUCUGAAGCCUGCCAAUAUAUUGCUCGACAAUUCCAUGGUACCAAAGCUGGCAGAUUUUGGAUUGUCAAGGCUCUUUGCUGAAUCACACUCCCAUGUCACAGAACGCAUGAUAGGAACAGAUAAGUACAUGCCACCGGAGUACAGAACUGACAGCACCAUCUCAUCUCUAUAUGAUGUUUUUAGUUUUGGUGUUGUAAUGAUGGACAUAAUGGAAGGUUACUCCCUAUAUCAAGAAAUAGAUGACCCCACACAAUUUAAGGAGGAGGUACUUGCCAAGUGCAGUAGUAUGAUUGAACCCACGUCAAAGAACCGAAGAGAGAAGUUAAUUCAUCAAGUGUGGACAUGCAUCAACACAGCAGUGCAUUGCAUGGAUUCAAAAAAAAAUAGACCCACUAUAGCAAGGAUCCUUGAUAUCCUGAAUGACACAGAAACUGGUAUUCCCAACGCACAGUUAGCAGUUGUGCCACUGUCUAUGAAAAUUGAUCUCAAGAAUUCAUUGGCUGAAACGUUGAAGGUGAUGACAGCCGAGCUUGACAAAAUAACAAAUCCAGUGGCUAAUACGGAGCAAGUACCUAACAUAAGGGAAGCAUCAUCAAGUGUGGAAGAACCAUUCUUCAUCAACAAGACUGAAGACCGGGAAACAUCAUCAUAUUUGGAAGAGAAGUUAAUCAUCGGAAGGACUGCUGAAAAAAAGGAAAUACUGUCUAUUUUAUCUGAGAGUAGUACGAAUGAGAUGGUCAUCCUUCCAAUACAUGGCAUUGGAGGCAUUGGCAAGACAACCUUGGCACAGUUGGUAUUCAACGACAAACAAUUCCAUGGACACUCUCGGGCCUGGGUAUAUGUUUCUGAGAAGCUUGACUUGUAUAAAAUUGGCAACUCUAUAAUAACACAGUUAUCAAAGAAGAUCAGCAAUAUAGCUAACAUGCAGAUCAUACACAAUCGCCUUACAGAGCUAUUUGCUGAUAAGAGUAUUUUGAUUGUUUUAGACGACCUGUGGGAGAAGCAUCCACGUAAGUUAGAUGAAUUGAAGGCUAUGCUAAGGCCUGGCAAGGGAAGCAAGGUGAUUAUAGUAACUACACGUCAUGAAGAAAUUGCAAGGAAAAUUUGCAGUACUGCCAAAAAUGUGCCAUACAAGCUGAAGAUUUUGACUGAUGAAAUGUGCUGGCUUAUAAUAAAACAAAAAAGUGACUUCGAAAAUAAAUCUGGCAAAACCCAAUUGGAGAAGAUAGGAAGGGACAUUGCAGUCAAGUGUGGUGGUGUGGCCUUAGCGGCUCAAUCACUUGGAUACAUGUUGGGAUACAUGACGUAUGAUGAAUGGAAGUCAGUGAGGGACAGUCAUGUCUGGCAUUUAUCCAGUUUGGAAGAUCCAUCAUUAACAACUCAUGAAGUGCUUGCAUCGCUGCGGUUGAGCUAUUCCCAUAUGCAUAAAUUCUUGCAAUUCUGCUUUUCCUAUUGUGGAAUCUUUCCAAAAGGCCACAUCAUAGUAAAGCAUGAUCUAAUUCACCAAUGGAUAGCUCUUCAAUUUCCUGGGCCAUCUAAGACAUUUGAUUCUAUGCAGCUCUGUGAGCAGUAUAUCACCCAACUCUUGGGGAUGUCCUUCCUUCAAUAUUCAGUGACACCUUUGGAUUACGCAAGGCAGGACAAAGUUGGUACGUUUUUCACAAUGCAUGACUUAGUGCACGAACUUGCCAGAGCGAUGUUGGCCAAUAUAGUUAAUGAAAAUGACAAUUUUGCUGGAAGAAACUGCCAGUAUGCAAUUUUUGCGGAUCCUAGCAAGCAAUUGAAGUCGUUUGUGGGUCUCCCUCAAGAAGUAAUAGCUUUGCUUAUUCCAGACCAUGCAAAAAUAGAGCUUCAUGAUGGUGCAAUUUCACCAGCUAAGCGCCUUGUCAUCAUCUUAGAUUUAAGUGGAUGCAUUAUUGAAGAGUUACCUGAUUUUAUUGGUCAAAUGAAGCACCUGAGAUAUAUUCAUGCUCCACGGAUCAGAUAUCGGAUAAUUCCCAACUGGAUCACCGAGCUCUCAAAAUUGAACUACCUCAACCUUAGAUACUCUGAGAUCGAAGCAUUGCCAGAUUCAAUUGGUGAUUUGAAAGGUCUCAUGCAUCUUGAUUUAUCAGGUUGUGCCCGCAUAUGUCAACUCCCAGCAUCAUUUGGAGAGCUCAAAAAGUUGGUGCAUCUGGAUUUAUCGCAUUGUUGCAUGUCUAUACCAGAAGAUUUGAGUGGAUUUACCAAACUCCAACAUUUGAAUUUAUCAGUUAAAAAUGCUCAAGCUGCGAAGCCUAUCAGAGAGUUGCCAAAAGUCAUCGGCAAUCUAAUCAAUCUUCGGUAUUUAAAUCUAUCGAGAUGCAUGCAUGUUAUGGCCCCGUCAGAAGAAGAAAUUGACAGAUUGCUUGGCUCUAUCAGUACCCUUUUCAAUCUUGAGCAUUUGGACAUGUCUGAGAAUUCGCAGAUUUCUAGUUUACCUGAAAGUAUUGGAAACCUCAAGAAGCUACAUACACUGGACCUCUUAGGCUGUGAUGAUAUAGAGAGGCUUCCCAAAAGUAUGGCUAAGAUGGAAUGUCUGAAGGUCCUAAAUCUGAAUGGGCCUGCAUCUAGUUUAGAAGAAUCAGCUCUCUCUCAAUUAAAUGUUGCCUCGUUGCCACACUUUGUGGUAUCCCGUGGUGAAUAUCACAGCAAUCUCUUUCUGCUUCGGCAUACAAAUCCUAACAAGGAGCUGGAGAUAAGUGGACUUGAAAAUGUGAUGUCUGCAGAAGAGGCACAAUGCAUAGAUCUGGUGGAGAAGUACAGAAUUGAAGAUUUAACAUUCAUAUGGACUGACUAUACUGAGAUGUCUGUGAAUCACAUUGACAAGGAGGUGUUGGAAAAACUAGUGCCACCGAGCAGUUUAAGGAAAUUGCAUAUAGACGGUUACAGGGUUGCCAGCCUUCCGGAUUGGAUGAUGGGUGUUGGGCACUAUCUUCCUAAUCUUUGUCGGAUAGAUUUGUCGGAUUUUCCCAAGUGCAAUAACCUCCCAGCCUUUGGCCAACUUCCAAACCUAGAAUGGCUAGGUCUCUGUUGUAUGGAAAGCAUGGAAAAGUGGAACAUGACAUGUUCCAGUGGUGAGGAUGAUGCGAAUGAGCUCAUGUUCCCCAAGCUCGAGACGGUGAGUAUACAGGAUUGCCCCAAGUUGACAAUAGAACAAGGUCCGCCCAGAGCUGUGUCUUGGAUCAUAUCUGGGAGUGAUAAUGUGCUAUCAUCAGCAUGGGCAGAGUGUUCCUCACUGACCGAUGCUUCUUCCUCCCCUUACCGAUUAAUCGAUCUGAAACUGGAAGUAGAUAACUGUAACCUGCCCCUGCGUCAGUGGAGGUUGCUGCACCACCUCCCUGCCCUCCACAGUUUAACUACUAAGUGUCGUAUUGAUCUGGCCGCCUCACCAGAGAUUAUCCAACAAUUAUCCUCCCUCAAAUCAAUGUCCCUAGGAUUCUUUAGAUGGAUAGGUGACAAGGCAGAAGUUCCGGCAUGGUUAUUUCAGCUCACAUCUCUUGAGAACCUGGUGGUAAUGCACGGAAACCUAGAUGGAUUGAAUGUGCAAGCGAGACAACUGAAACGGCUGCAGUCGUUACGAGUACAUGCUUGCAGAAGCAUGGCAUCACAACCACAAUGGUUAGGAGAACUCACCUCUCUCAGAGAACUUCAUAUCAGCCAAUGCGAGGGGAUCAAGUCUUUGCCUGACAGCAUAAGACAACUAACCAAGCUUGAAUGUCUUAAUGUUUAUGAGUGCCCUGAAUUAUCUCAGUGGUGUAAAUCAGAUGAGAACAUGAUGAAGCUCCCUCACAUAAAAGAUAAGCAAAUCAAAGCGUCACCUUCGGCUGGGGGCCAAGUAGAAGAUUUAGUGGAGAUAGAGGAGACCUUAUCUCCAGAGGCAGCCAUGAACCUAGAUACGGCAAAUGGAUCAAGGACAAACAACACGGCAGAUGCAGCAAACAAUAUUGCAGCUACAACUGAUGAGAGGGCAGUUAUUGAAGGGCAGCUAUAUGGUGAGGAUGUGAUGGAUGACCAGGGUUGUGUGCUCUGUCUCGGGACAUUCCUGAAGAAGCUCUUUAGUUGUUGGUCAUUCUCGUAGGAUGUGUGGUAGUCGCUCUCGCUCGUAUGGUAGUUUAGUUGAUGUUAUCCAGGGAGAUUAUCGUAGCACUCUCUAAUUUGUCUGCAAGGUUGGGUUAUACUACUAAUCUGUGAUGCAUCUUUUUCUUUUUGACAAUUAAUCUGUGAUGCAUCUUAAUUA
This is a messenger RNA of Aegilops tauschii subsp. strangulata, 5390 nucleotides long. RefSeq lists its product as uncharacterized. Gene Ontology annotation, biological process: protein phosphorylation. The record is from RefSeq and is a predicted model, not a curated record. Gene Ontology annotation, molecular function: protein kinase activity; ADP binding; ATP binding. Lineage: Eukaryota; Viridiplantae; Streptophyta; Magnoliopsida; Poales; Poaceae.